This is a messenger RNA of Malassezia globosa CBS 7966, 1035 nucleotides long. RefSeq lists its product as uncharacterized. Gene Ontology annotation, molecular function: GPI-anchor transamidase activity. Gene Ontology annotation, biological process: attachment of GPI anchor to protein; proteolysis. Bases 1 to 1035 code for a protein of 344 amino acids. The record is from RefSeq and is a predicted model, not a curated record. Gene Ontology annotation, cellular component: GPI-anchor transamidase complex. Lineage: Eukaryota; Fungi; Basidiomycota; Malasseziomycetes; Malasseziales; Malasseziaceae. The transcript has 2 exons.
AUGGCCAGUGCCAGUAUGUAUCAGCGUGCAGCGCUCGCCGUUGCCGUGGCCACGGCGCUUGUGGCCGUGCUCAUGGGUGUACUUCCUGUUGCCAAGCCAGAGUGGUUCGUGCCUGGCGAGCAGCUUGAUGCAGUGACGCGUUUUUUUCAGUCCAAAAGCACAAGUGCGCCAAAUAUUACUAGCAUGAAUGCGUCAGGAAAUGCAAGAGCCACGACACAUACGAACAACUGGGCUGUUCUCGUGGGCACGUCCAAGUUCUGGUUUAACUACAGGCAUUUAGCCAAUACACUCGGCAUGUAUCGAACGGUGAAACGACUUGGCAUGCCUGAUAGCCACAUUAUUCUGAUGCUGUCUGAUGACAUCGCUUGCAAUCCACGUAAUCGGUAUCCUGGCUCAGUCUGGGCCUCGUCUGACCGCCACUUAGACUUAUACGGUGACGAUGUUGAAGUGGAUUACCGGGGUUAUGAAGUGACGGUGACGAACCUAUUACGCCUACUUACAGGGCGCGUCCCUGCACAUACACCGCGUUCGAAACGCCUCGACUCAGAUGAACACUCGAACGUAUUUUUAUACAUGACAGGCCAUGGUGGCGACGAGUUUCUCAAGUUCCAAGAUUCAGAAGAGAUGAGUGCGUAUGACUUGGCUGAUGCCAUUGAGCAAAUGUGGGAAAAGCGGCGUUACCAUGAGCUACUCUUUAUGAUCGACACAUGCCAGGCAUCCACAAUGGCUUCGCGUCUGUACAGUCCUAAUGUGCUAGCUGUGGGCAGCAGUGUGAAAGAUGAGAGUUCUUACUCGUACAACACGGACUACGAUGUUGGUUUGCCACUCAUUGACCGCUACACGCGAGCGGUGCUGGAGUUCAUGGAGCAAGUCACUCGCACCUCGACAGCGACACUGCAAGACCUGUUUUCCAGCGUCGACCAAGUCGAUACAUUUUCCACGCAGCAGGUGCGCUCCGAUUUAUAUGGACGUCCAUUAGAACAUGUGCGUGUGACAGACUUUCUAGGCUCUGUCGCGCAGGUGCAGUUGACUUGA